Messenger RNA from Austrofundulus limnaeus, 3633 nucleotides. Its product is annotated as nuclear factor of activated T cells 2. Gene Ontology annotation, molecular function: RNA polymerase II cis-regulatory region sequence-specific DNA binding; transcription factor binding; DNA-binding transcription factor activity, RNA polymerase II-specific. Lineage: Eukaryota; Metazoa; Chordata; Actinopteri; Cyprinodontiformes; Rivulidae. The record is from RefSeq and is a predicted model, not a curated record. Bases 245 to 2863 code for a protein of 872 amino acids. The transcript has 10 exons. Gene Ontology annotation, cellular component: transcription regulator complex. Gene Ontology annotation, biological process: calcineurin-NFAT signaling cascade; cytokine production; regulation of transcription by RNA polymerase II.
UUGUUCAUCCUCCCCGCUGACAGGAAGCGCUCAGUCUUUCUCUUCUGAUGCUCGAUUUAAGCAGCUGCUCGUGUUUUUCCGCAGCUUUAACUCGGUUCUUUGUUUUGUUUUGUUUUGUUUUGUUUUGUUUUGUUUUGUUUUGUUUUCUUCCCCUCUUUGUGAGCAACUUUCACAAAGUGCGCGAGUUUGGAAGAUUUAGGGAGAUUUUCUCGUCGGGAGGUAAUCGGUAGAGAAAAACGGAGAGAUGAGUUCUGGAGGUUUGGGGCUCAGCGAUGGGCUGGGGCAGGACAUAAGCCAGCAGGAGUUGGACUUCACCGACCUGUUCUUGGACCCAGAUGAUCCGGGUUCUCUUCUUCCCAACGACAGUCAGCCUCCUCUGCUGGUGGUCAAUCAUCACUCCGCUUACAUCUCCACCUCAGGCCAGCCAGCGUCUGGGCGAGAUGCCUUGGCUCCAAAUCUCACCACAGACGCGACAGAUGCUGUGUUUGACUGCCAGGUGCUGGCGUUAGGAGCAAGCAAUAUAGCUGCGUCCAGCCCCAGGAUUGAGAUCACUCCGUCGGGGGAUUCUUUUAACUCUCGGAAUCUGGAGCCGAGCCCCGGCUCCAAAGCUCUAGCCUACAGGGACUGCGUCAGCCCGGCCAGCAGUAACUCGUCCACAGGCUGGCCGGCCGAGGCCUGCUCUCCCCUGACCUCGCCGUGUGUCUCGCCGCCAAACGGAAGCACCUAUGGCAUCUCCCUGCCGGCGCUGGACCUGUGCCCGGGCCUGCAGGGCAUCCACACCUCCUCCGCCCACUCCUCUCCGGGACCCUCGCCUCGCAACAGCGUCACCGACGAGACCUUCCUCCAGCCCCAUCACCAGCGCUCCGCCUCGCCGCUUCCCCACCAGCGGUCCCGCUCCGCCUCGCCGCAAGGGAAGCGCUCCUUCGACCCGGGCCACGCCUCUCAGGGGGGCACUCCUGUCAAGCAGCGCUCCCGGAGCCCCAGCCCCAUCCCGUCGCCCCACGAGCAGCAGAGGGCCUACUGCCUUAACCAGUACCAGGCUCAGGCUGAGCUUCAGCCCCAAACUCAGGGUCUGGCGGAGAUACUGAGCGGCCUCAGCGCCAACCUUUCCAACACGGUCCAUCCAGCAGUGAUGAGAGGCACGCUGGCUCAGGCUCCGAGGCCCGAGUGUGCAUAUGGAGAUGGGUACGACUGGGCUGUUGGGCACGAYAAGUUGAACAGGUCUGUUCCUGAGCUCAAGUCUGAGACCUUUUACAUGGUCCCGUCCGUGUGGCCUGCCGCUCAACCAGUUCAUAACAUUGAAAGGCCAACAUUCAGUGGUCUCUCUGUGGCCUCACUUCCCUCCUUGGAGUGGACGUUGCCCAGUCAGUGCGGUCAGUAUGAGCUACUGAUCCAGCAGCAGCCCAGGUCUCAUCACAGAGCCCACUAUGAGACCGAAGGCAGCCGAGGAGCUGUCAAGAAACCUAAUGGAGGAUAUCCAGAGGUCCAGCUUCUCGGGUACCAGGGCACGGCUCCGCUGGGGCUGCAGGUCUUCAUCGGGACCGCAGACGAGAGGCUCCUGAAACCCCACGCCUUCUACCAGGUCCAUCGCAUCACCGGCAAGACUGUCACCACACCCAGCUUGGAGAGGGUGAUAAAUGGGACUAAAGUGUUGGAGAUCCCCUUGGAGCCUAAGAACCACAUGAGGGUGGUGAUCGACUCCGUUGGAAUCUUGAAGCUGAGAAAUGCGGACAUUGAACUACGGAAUGGCGAGACGGACAUUGGACGAAAAAACACACGUGUUCGUUUGGUGUUUCGUGUCCACAUUCCUGAGCCUGGAGGUCGUCUGGUGUCACURCAAGUGGCCUCUCAUCCAAUUGAAUGCUCUCAGCGCUCGGCUCAGGAGCUGCCCGCCGUCGAGAGGCAGGACCUGGACCGAUGCUCAGUGCUCGGCGGUCAGCAGAUGGUCCUCACCGGACAGAAUUUCACCUCUAACUCCAAGGUGAUAUUCUCAGAGAAGACACAAGAUGGUCAGCAAAUCUGGGAGGUUGAGGCCACUGUGGACAGAGACAAAACCCAAGCUAACAUGCUGUUUGUUGAAGUCCCUCCUUAUCGAGACCGAACUAUUUGCCAACCAGCUAAAGUCAACUUCUACGUCAUCAAUGGGAAGAAGAAACGCAGCCAGCCUCAGCAUUUUAUCUACACUCCUGUGAUAGCCAUUAAAGCGGAGCCCGUGGAUGUCUAUCAGCUGAAUCCGUAUGCCUGCUCAGAUAAUCAGUACCUGUCUGGCAUGUCCAUGAAGUCCCUCUGCCAUCAGCUCGAGCAGGAGAUCAACCCUCAAGCACUGAAUGRUUCACCAACAAUGUACCAUCUAACUGCCGCAGACCCCCGAGGCCACAUGUUCACCCCCGAAUCUUUCGACGAGCCGGCCUAUUACCAGUCCAGACCCGGAGCUCUGAUCAACAGCUCGAUGAUGUACCACACGGCGAACCAUAUUUACAGCAACUCCAGCGCCGCCCUGCUGUCCCAUUCUGCCCCCACUCCCUGCCAGUGUGUCAGCGCCAAGACCCUCGUAGCCAAACUGGGUGACGGCCCGCAGGCCGACGAUUCUUUUGAGGCAUGUUUGAUGUCGAGGCAUCAGGCGUUUGUGCAGAAGUCACUGCCUCUGGGAAGGUCGCCGCCUUCGAGAUACAUCCAGGUGAAGACAGGAAGUCAGAUGGAGCCAAGUGGGCAGCCUCUUCCUCAGAUGGGAUCUGUUAAAGGAAACCACGAGGAUAAAGCUCCAGAGGGGAUAACAGUCAAGCAAGAGAACCUCAGCUACACCUACCUGGAGGAUGUGAAUGACAUCAUAAGAAGGGACAUGAAAGGCCACAGCGGAAACUGAUUCUGCAGCAGUGCUGAAGACCAACACUUUCAGAUUUUAAGCAGAGUUUAAUCUGAAAACAGGAAUAAUAAUGGCUGACAUUAAAGGCAAACAUUUAGUCGUUGCUUUAUUAUGGACUUAUAUUCACUUUAUUUCAAGCAAUCGUGUUUCUGUUGAACAGUAGGAUGGUCAACUAAAACUGACUUAAUGUGUCAUUUUAAAUAAUAAUUCAAAAAUGUGUCAGCUUUUCAAAUGGCUUUAAAUAAAGUCAAGCUUUAUAUGCAAAGAUACUGUAAUUUGUUUUAUCCUAUUUUCUAUAUUUUAUGUUUUUAUAUUUUGGGUUUUUUGUUUAUAUAUAAUUGUACAAUGGCUAKUAUAAACAUGUAGAAAAUAUUUUUUAUCAAAGAAAUUCUGUUUAUAUUAUUCUGAGUGUGAGCUGUGAGUAUGUAAAGUUGGACUGAAGAGGAAAUCAUUUAUUUAACACAGUUUUGCAGAUAAUCUGCACUGGCUUUAAACUCAGUACACACCAGCSUCACACCAACACAUCAUCAGUUACUGUGGAGCAACACCCAGAGCUCAGCACUAAGCUCGGUCCUAACGUUGGACUCUACAGAAUCUGCACUUACGAUGGAGCUCACUUUCCCUGGGAUUAAUUAUCAGAUGAACCGUGAUCUGAUGACCAAGUUCAGUUUAACAUUUGGUCCACAACAUUUUUAUUAUUAUUGAAAACUGUGUUUCAAUAUACUUUUCUUUAUUAAGGUAUUUUUUAAAUAAAUUUAAUUUUUACAACA